Molecule: messenger RNA, 577 nt
Organism: Linum tenue
Lineage: Eukaryota; Viridiplantae; Streptophyta; Magnoliopsida; Malpighiales; Linaceae
Source: the annotation of a GenBank genome assembly
UGGGCUUCCUUCAUCCUCCCGACUUUCUUCCUCUUCCCCUCUGUUCGAUAUUUCACCGGCGACGGAGGGAAGGAGACGUCUGCUUGGACUUCGGCCUCACCGCCGCCGUCUGCAACCCGAGCACGAGGGGACGGAGUACAGAGUGCUCAUCGUUGUCGGGACGACGUCGUGGAAAGCGCUGGAGAAUGGGCCUCCUUACUUCCAUCAGCGAGAAGCCUAUGCUUUAACGGGGUAGUGUAUUUCAGGAGCUGGGUCGGUUCGAGUAAGCGGGCGGAGGCGGUAAUGGUGGCAGUUGAUGUUCAUGAAGAAAGUUUCAAGAAAAUCCAACUCCACAGGGAUGCACCAUCGGAUGUUAAUUCAUCUUCUCUAGCAAAAUUGGGAGGUUGCCUUGUUAUAGCUAAGUUUGUUCAAGUUCAACAGGAGCCUAGGCUAAGCUUCUAGGAGUUGGACGAUUCCUCUGGCAAAAUCUGUUUUGGGUGGAGCGCAGCUUUUUGUUGACUGAAUCGUCCGGCUCCAUCCCUCCUUCGUCGCCGGUGAAAGCUGGAGAUUUGUUUAGAAAUUAGGGAUUUAAUUUGGG